AUGUGCAGCGGCGGUCCGCUUCCAGGGUCACACUGCAGCGUCAUAGCCAUCCUCUACCCAGGAGAUCUGCUGAAGGCUGAGGGACAGAAAGUGCCAGACACAGUGUCGGACGAGAAGGUCGGCACCGGCAUGCUUGCCGCGAUGUCGUUCGGGUGGGUGGCCAAGCAGGUUGACCUGCUGACGGGCGAGAAGGGUCGUGGUGCGGUGAGACUCGAGAACAUCAAGACAAAGGGGCUAAAGUCGUUGCGAGACAGCAUGGUGGAGUACAUCUGCAAGCGCAUUGCCGAAAAACGCUGUGCGGCGCCGACAUCACAGCCCGUGGACAGUGUGAUUGAUGACGACGGCGCGGAAAGACAGACGGCGCCCCAAGCAGCAGUUGCCGCCCAGCAUCAGGGGAACGCGAAGGUGUCCGCGGAAGGAGGAAACGGUGGUGGAGGAGGCAACGCUGCGACAGGUGGAGGAAGGAAGGAAGAGGAGGAGUCGGAGGAGGAUUCGGAGUCGGAGUCGGAGUCUGAGGAGGAGGCGGAGAAGCGGAAGGACGAGGACGAGGACGAGGAGGAGGAGGAGGAGGAGGAGGAGGAGGAGGAGAAGGACGAGAAGGAUGACGGCGAUGAGGAGGAGGAAGGGAAGGAUGAGGAGGGGGAAGGGAAGGAUGGGGAGGGGGAAGGGAAGGAUGAGGAGGGGGAAGGGAAGGAUGGGGAGGGGGAAGGGAAGGAUGAGGAGGGGGAAGGGAAGGAUGGGAAGGGGGACGGGAAGGAUGAGGAGGGGGUGGAGGAAGUGGUGGAGUACGAGGUGGAGUUCGAAGAGGAGGAAGCUGCAGUAGAGGCGGUGGGGUCGGUGAAUGAAAAGAACGAGGAAGCGGAGGAUGGCGAUGCGGGUAAUGAUACGAGGUCGGCAGAUGGGGGGAAGGAGAAGGAUGAGGUCGGCGUGGAGGCAAUGACGGAAAAGGGCCAGGAGGAGGCGGCAUGCGAAGGUGGGAAGGUGUCGGUCGACGCCGGCGAAGCGGCGAACACCACGGGCGUGCAGGAGACGGGGGACUCUUCUGAUCGGCCGGGUAAUGAGCUGGACGACGUCGAGCAGGUGCGAAAGGGAGAACUGGCGGAGAACGCUCGGCUGGCGACGUUGCUCGAUGCGGAGCAGACUCGGCUGGACAAGUUUUUUGUUGGGAUACGUGGACUCGUCGACCACGUGAAGGAGUUGGCCGAGCAGGUCGACGACACCGAGAAGUAUGCGGCGGAACAGCUGCGAAACGCGACGGCGGCCAUGUCGAAGACAAUCACGCGCAACAUCACCGGCAGCUUCAACGAAGUGUGGAAGACGAUGAAGACCUUCGCGGAACAGGCGACGGCGUGGUUGGAGGACUUCGACAACCCGCAGGGUUGUGUGGCAGUUGCACGCGCGGUAGCGGUCGACGCGUUGGCCAAGCAUGUGACUGGGGUGGUGGGCGAAGCGCAGCGGGGUUUGGAGCUGUACAUCACGACGCAACUAUCCGCCGCGCAGGUCAACAUCGCCACCGCUGUGACCACCAGGCUCCCCGUGCAGCCGCCGCCACCGCCUCCGCCCACGCCGCCCGCCCUCCAGGAAGAGCUCUUGAAGUCGUUCAAGGCCGACAUUAUGAAGGCGGUGACGGAGGCCACCCAGCAGUCUUUCGUCGCUUCCGGGAUGAAGAUGAUGGCCAAGAUGGUCGGCACUGUGGCGCCUGGUCGACGUGGGUCAUCGCCGUCGGCCAAUGACGCCGAUCACGCGCAACGGAAGACGGCCGACAAGCAGGGCCUGAAGAGGACGGGCGACGGAGACGACAAGGAGAGCGCGAAGGGCGACGCGAAGCGGAGCAAGGGAUCGGACGGGAGCCACGGCUCGAAGCCCGCGCCACAGAGCGUGAUCGACCAGUUGAAGACGAAGGCGGGGUGGAGGGUGAUAAGGACGUCGAACACCAAGGGUGGCGGAAGCGGGACGGCAGAGGGUGGCCCUGCCAACGAGGCUGCCGCUAACGUCACCGCUCAGCCAGGCUCGCCUUUGGUCGCCGAGAAGACCCAUCCUCAGGCGAGCGGUGGGAAAGUCGUGACCGACAAGGAGGUCCCAACUACUCAGGCGGCGGAAGAUGGCGGCGCCGGAACCACCAAGGGACCGUCCGUCGCUGUGGCGGCCAAGGGCAAGACGAAGGCUGCUUCUGCUACGGUCGUCGGCACCACCAAGUGCCCUCCCCGUAACCCCCCAGCGGCUACCAGCGCGCCUGCCGGCCAGUCAGGUGCGACCAAAGAUGGGGAGGCCCGUGCAGCCCCUCCAGCUCCAGGAGCCCCGGCUGCCGUCAAGGGCGGCGCGAAGGCUGCUUCGGCUAAGGGCGCUGCUCCGGCAUCAGCUAAGGGGCCCCCCGGUGCUGACACGCUCAGGGAGAUGCUCCGCCACAUGGAGGCACAUAGCAGGGACGUGCAGCAGCAUCCCGUGGUCGACGCCGACCUUGCCGGAACAGCACGUCGCUCCGUCACUCCGCAGGUUGCCGGCACAUCGUCCGGGGCCCCACUUGCAGCGCAUCCGGUCGCCGCCCCAACGCCUGCGGACAGCGUUUCUGCGUGCCCAUUUAGUCGGAUGCAAAGCGGCUGCUCCACCGGUGCAGCUGUGGUUGAUGCGGCGGCGGAGAGGGGAGUGAGUGCAGUGCUAGCCACCGGUGGCCGCGCCAACAAGCAUGCCGCACUCGCUGCCUUCCUGGCCCAUUUAGAUGCAGCAGAACGCCCUGGGCACGCCCCUGCUCUGGCCAUCAUGGACACGGCGCAUGUGGGGCUGUCGGCGACCCACGGUGGGGGAUCGGCGGAGCCGACGGCUGCAACGGGUGCUGUCGCCGAGAGCAAUGCGGGAGGGAAGGGGAAGGUCAACACCGGGAAAGGGAGCGCGGUCUCUCAGAGGAGCACGCAGGCGGUGUCGGCGGGGAAGGAGAUGUCGGAAGAGAAAGGGAAGAAGGCGGAGGGGAGUCAGGACAAGAAGGGCGGCAAGAGUAAGCCGGCGAAGAAGAAGGAGAAGGCGGAGGGGGAUGACGAGGAGGGCGGCGAGGGAGAUAAAGAACGCAGGGGGCAUGGCAUCCGCCAAGACAGGUCCGGCGACGGGCAUGGGUGGGUGGGCGAGAUUAAGGUAAACGGACGGAAUCGAUACAUCGGCAAGUCGAGGGAGAAGAUGGAGCUGGCCUACGAGCACGCGAUUGCGUACGUCGUCUACGACGACUACGUGAGCAAGGUGCUCAUGAAGGAGCUCACCGUCUUGAAGCCGGGGGAGUUGGAGAAAUGGAAGGAGGUGUGGGAGGAGGUCAAGCUCUUACCGACUGGGUUGUGGACGGUGAUGUGGGCCGGAGGCUUGUGCCAUCCGAGAGCAAGGAUCGACGACAUACUCGGCAGGUACCGUGGGUACGCGAGGUCAGGUGAUGCGCUUCAUGGGGUGCUCUGGCCGGCAAUCUGGUUCCCCAUCAUCGAAAACACGGAGGAAGGCAAGGAGGAGACGGAGGCUCUCAUGUCGGCGAUGACGGGAGCAUCGUUGCUCGGUGCUGUGGGCGAAGGGAAGGCGCCGGCGAUGGUGGCAGGUGCGGAGGAUGAGAGGGCCGAGGCAUUCAAGAAGGUGAUGCACACGGUGAUCGACUUAGCACACAAUCGGGAGGCUCCCGCGGGGGAGGCUGCCCAUAACGUCGCGCCAUCGCUGCAGCGCCACGCAGUGGUCAGGGCCUUCGAGGAGGGAGUUGAGGAAGUUGAGGCCGACAUGAUCGCUAGAGCAACGGUCGAGACCUUGGCGUUCUGGGGAAUGUGCCCCGUCGCCGGGCCCAAGCUAAAAGAGCAGGGCAUCGAUGUGACGUGUGACGCGAAGAUGGAGUACGAUAUGGAUCAUAGGGGGAGGAAGGGGGAGAAGGUCAAGCAGGGCAAGGGCAGCAAGAGGAAGAAGGGCACGGAGGGCAAGGGCAGUACGGAUGCGUAG
Closterium sp. NIES-65 is the source of this 3951-nucleotide messenger RNA. The record is from the annotation of a GenBank genome assembly. NCBI's taxonomy places the organism in Eukaryota, Viridiplantae, Streptophyta, Zygnematophyceae, Desmidiales, Closteriaceae.